Molecule: messenger RNA, 1269 nt
Organism: Phyllostomus hastatus (greater spear-nosed bat)
Lineage: Eukaryota; Metazoa; Chordata; Mammalia; Chiroptera; Phyllostomidae
Gene: MOGAT3
Product: monoacylglycerol O-acyltransferase 3
Exons: 7
Coding region: 157-1155 (332 amino acids)
Biological process (GO): triglyceride biosynthetic process
Cellular component (GO): endoplasmic reticulum membrane
Molecular function (GO): diacylglycerol O-acyltransferase activity
Source: RefSeq, a predicted model, not a curated record
AUCCGGGGAGGUCCCAAAGGCUCCGCCCCUGGACAAGAAAGCCUCCCCAGACACCUGCGGGAACCUUCCUCAUUUGUCCUCUGGGUGCUGGAGACCUGCAGGCAGAGGGCAGCUACUGGGAUAGGAGUCUCCGCUUUCCUGCGGCCCUCCUGCACCAUGAAGACCCAGCAGAAGCAGUGGCUGGAAGUAGCGAGCAUCUACCAUUACGUGCUAGUUUUUCUCUUCCUGGGUGCGAAGGGUCUUUUCUCAGCCCUUGUUUUAUUCUGCCUCCUCUUCACAUCCCUCUGGCCAUUUUCUGUUCUCUACUUUGCAUGGCUCUUCCUAGACCGGCACACACCCAACCAAGGUGGAAGGCGGUGUGAGUGGAUGAGGAACUGGACCAUUUGGAAACAUCUAAGGGAUUAUUAUCCUAUCAAGCUGGUAAAAACAGUAGAGCUGCCCCCUGACCGGAAUUAUGUGUUCGGCUCUCACCCACAUGGGAUCAUGUGCAUCGGAAGCUUCUGUAAUUUCGUCACAGAGGGCACCGGUUUCUCCCAGCUGUUCCCUGGGAUUCACCCCUCAGUAGUCGGGCUGAACUUACUCUUCUACCUCCCAAUCUAUCGUGACUACAUCAUGUCUCUUGGAUUAUGUUCUGUGAACCGCCGGGGCCUGGACUUUAUUCUGUCGCGGCCCCAGCUCGGGCAGGCCGUGAUCAUCAUAGUCGGGGGUGCCCAGGAGGCCCUGUUUGCGAUCCCAGGGAAGCAUCAUAUUGUUCUCCGGAAUCGCAAAGGCUUUGUGCGCCUGGCACUGAGGCAUGGGGCCUCCCUGGUGCCUGUGUACUCCUUUGGGGAGAAUGAUUCCUUCAGACUUAAGUCUUUUGCCCAAGACUCCUGGCAGUACCUGUUCCAGAUGACCUUCAAGAAGCUCAUGGGCUUUUCUCCUUGCAUCUUCCACGGCCGCAGUUUCUUCUCUGCUAACUUCUGCGGCUUGCUGCCCUUCCCUGUACCCAUCACCACUGUGGUGGGCCGCCCCAUCCCGGUGGCUCGGUGCCUCCACCCCACCGAGGAGGAAGUUGACCACUACCACAAGCUCUACAUGAAGGCUCUGCAGGAACUGUUUGAGGAACACAAGGAAAGCUGUGGUGUCCCUGCUUCUACUCACCUCACCUUCAUAUAGCCCUGGCCCUGCUCCUGCCCCACUCCCGCCCAUGAGCUCCUGAUCCCAGUGCGAUGAGACCCUCCCCCGCCCCCCACCUACUGCCACAUCUAGUCCUCCAAUAAAAGCUAGUUC